AUGGGCCAUGCACCCUCGAGACGCAACACUGUUGAUGUCAUCUUGCCGGCCAACAGCAGGGCAGUUCUCCACCAGUUGCAUAAGUGGCGGCACAGGGACGUGCUGGUGUGGGUGAAGAGCACAUACGAUCGAGUGGACUUCCACCGUCCCACAGACGCCAUCUCCUUCAACAUGCUUCCAUACAGCCGGGAGUGGCACGCCAUGGUGCAUCAAGCCAUGGCCCGCCUGCCCCCCCGGUACAUUGCAGUGCACUACCGCUCCGAGUUCAUCGCCUUCCACCUCGCACACAAGCUAGUGCAAAGAGGCUUCAAGGUGGAGACGGGCGUGCUGGAGGAGCUGAUGGCGGGGUGCAUGGAGGCGGCUCGCAACCUCAUCAACCGCAUAAAGCGCCGCCACAACAUCUCCACCGUCUUCGUCGCCGCCGACGUGCCGUUUGAUGACAAGGCGGGCAGCGUGGUGCGGUCGGACUCGUGGAACGAGACCACGUGGAUGUUCCAAGGGCAAGAGAAGGUGCUGGAGGCCCCGCGGGAGAAGCUGCGGUGGCUGAGGGAGCAGGUGGCGGGCACAGUGAUGGUGGACGAGCUCAUGCCCACCAUCAACCACUACGACCCUGGCAUUGUUGCCAUAUUGGACAAGCUGCUGUGUGCACAUGCCCACAUGUUCCUAGCUGGAUCCAUCACAUACCCUCCCUCAUAG
Closterium sp. Yama58-4 is the source of this 696-nucleotide messenger RNA. The record is from the annotation of a GenBank genome assembly. Lineage: Eukaryota; Viridiplantae; Streptophyta; Zygnematophyceae; Desmidiales; Closteriaceae.